AGUAUCGUUAUAUUACACCUUUAAUGAGACGUCCGAAUACUUCGAUCAUUCAAUAGAUAAUUGAUUAACACUUCUUUAUACGGAUAUUUUAUACAUCUCUCCAUAGAUUUGAUUUUUGAUCAUGCUUUUCACGGUGGUGUACCUGUUACCAGUAAUGAUGGCAACGCAACAUGAACUGUGUGACGCGGCUAUAGCUCCCACCUGGGAUCAGUGUAACUGUACCUUUGAAGAAUGGCAAACUUGGGGAGAAUGUACUGUGGAGUGUUUCGGACAAAGAGUAAGGGAGCGUGAUGUAACAUUUGGCGAUUAUGAGGACUGUAACGAUUUCACAGACUGUGCUACAAUAGACGAACGAUAUGAGUGGGGGAGUUGUAAUACAGUCUGUCAAAACAAUGGGGCUCCUACAGGAAACCUAACUGUACCUUGUACAUGUGACUUUGGUUACUACGGAUCCUGCUGUACUGAAAGAGUGGACUGUGGAGCCCCAGAAAGCAUAGACAAUGGCGCUGUGUCCUACCCCGCAACAGACUACGGUAGUGCCGCAAUGUAUACCUGUAACACCCUGUAUAACCUCACCAAUGGUGACGCUGUACGUUUCUGCCAGAACAAUUUCACAUGGAGUGGAAAGACACCGGAGUGUAUAUCUGUAAACCACUGCAGUAGCACACCAUGUAUGAACGGAGCAACAUGCGUGAAUCUACUCGGUGACUACCGGUGUGACUGUGCUCAGGGGUGGAGUGGACAACUCUGUGAGACUGACGUCCAGCCUCCAGUUGUUUAUGAAUGUAGCGACAAUGUGAUUCUUAACGCUACAAAAUCAACAGUUCAGUACAACUGGACUAUUCCUGUGUUUACAGACCCGAUGGGAACAGAGUUAAAUAUCACAUCGAAUAUCUCUCCAGGGUUCAUGUUUACCUGGGGUGACCAUACAGUGACAUAUUCGGCAACUAAACUGCUAAAUGGUCUACAAACGAACUGUACAUUUCAAGUAAAAAUAAGACCCACACCUUGUGACGAUUUAAAUGUUCCUGUGAAUGGUACACGGAUAUGUAACGGCUGGAGGACGGAUUAUGGGCGCAUCUGUAUGAUGACCUGCCUGCAAAAUUACACACUUGGACCGUCCUUCAGUUUCCGAACAUGGCGCACGUGUGGAGCUUCCGGCACGUGGAUACCGGCAACCCCAUUUCCGGAUUGCUCUUUGCGUGUGUUCUCCACAGAAGACGCCGUUGUUUAUCAACCAGAGUACACAAGCUACCUGUACGAGACGCCGUGCGAGGGCGCUGCAACACAGUCAGCUCUGAAACAGCUUUACAUUAACGAGCUGAAGCAGCACUAUGGUCUUUCAGCUUUUUGUACAAAUAACAUAGAGGGCUGUGUACCAGAAAAUGUGAACGUUACUUGCCACACAUAGAAAACACGAUAGUUGUAGGUGUACUUUUAAAAGGAAUGCUGUACAUAAUACAGGCAGACUUUUAUGUAAUCAUCAAACCUUUGUUAUCAAGUCCUAAAUGAAUACCAAGUUCAUUAUUUAUACGGAAAUAUUAAAAAAGUAUGCUUUUA
Messenger RNA from Mercenaria mercenaria, 1560 nucleotides. Its product is annotated as sushi, von Willebrand factor type A, EGF and pentraxin domain-containing protein 1-like. NCBI's taxonomy places the organism in Eukaryota, Metazoa, Mollusca, Bivalvia, Venerida, Veneridae. The record is from RefSeq and is a predicted model, not a curated record. The transcript is spliced from 8 exons. Gene Ontology annotation, molecular function: calcium ion binding. Bases 122 to 1411 code for a protein of 429 amino acids.